This is a messenger RNA of Suncus etruscus (white-toothed pygmy shrew), 1136 nucleotides long. It is a transcript of the gene GPBAR1, whose product is annotated as G protein-coupled bile acid receptor 1. Bases 1 to 999 code for a protein of 332 amino acids. Gene Ontology annotation, biological process: G protein-coupled receptor signaling pathway. The record is from RefSeq and is a predicted model, not a curated record. Gene Ontology annotation, cellular component: membrane. NCBI's taxonomy places the organism in Eukaryota, Metazoa, Chordata, Mammalia, Eulipotyphla, Soricidae. The transcript has a single exon. Gene Ontology annotation, molecular function: G protein-coupled bile acid receptor activity.
AUGACACCCAACACCACCCGAGAAGUGCCUGGCCCUAUUCCCACAGGGGUCUUGGGGUUCUCGCUAGCCCUGGCCAUCCUCAUCGUUGCUGCCAACCUGCUCCUGAUGCUGGGCAUCGCCAGGGACCGCCAGCUACGCAGUCCACCCGCCGGCUGCUUCUUCCUGAGCUUGCUGCUGGCCGGCUUGCUCACGGGUCUGGCACUGCCCAUGUUGCCAGGCCUGUGGAGCCAGAGCCUCCGGGGCUACUGGUCCUGCCUCCUCCUCUACCUGGCUCCCAACUUCUCCUUCCUCUCCCUGCUGGCCAACCUCCUGCUGGUGCACAGCGAGCGCUACAUGACGGUGCUGAGGCCGCUGCGGCCUCUGAGGGGGAGCCCACACCUGGCGCUGCUUCUCACCUGGGCCUGCCCCCUGCUCUUUGCCAGCCUGCCUGCCCUGGGCUGGAACCACUGGGCCCCUGGCACCAACUGCAGUUCCCAGGCAAUCUUCCCUGCCCCUUACCUCUACCUAGAAAUCUAUGGGUUGCUGCUACCUGCGGUGGUGGGUGCGGCCCUGCUCUCCAUCCGUGUGCUGGCUGCUGCCCACCAUCAGCUGCGGGACAUCCAGCGACUGGAGCGGGCAGUCUGCCGCGGGGCUCCUUCCGCCCUGGCCCGAGCUCUGACCUGGCGCCAGGCAAAGGCACAGGCUGGUGCCACGCUGCUCUUCAGCCUCUGUUGGGGGCCCUACGUGGCUGCCCUGCUGCUCUCCAUGGAGGCCUAUGAGCAGCGCCCCCCACUGGGCCCAGGAACUCUGCUGGCCCUCAUCUCCCUGGGCAGCGCCAGUGCAGCAGCAGUGCCUGUGGCGAUGGGCCUGGGGGAUCAGCGCUACACAGCUCCCUGGAGGACGGCUGCUGGUCACUGUCUCCAGGGCCUGCAGGGCAGAGCAGCUCAGGGCAGGGCUGAACACGGCCCAGACUACCACACCUGUAGUCGGAGCAGAGCGGUUGACCUGGACUUGAGCUAGAAGGGAUCCUUAUCACUCCUCAAAGCUAUUCAGACCUGUGAGAAACCUCCACUUGUUCCUGCACCCCUGUCUGUUGGACUCCCCCCACCACCUAGCCCCUCCCAUGCCACACACUAAAUAAAGCUGGUUGGCAUCUG